CAAAAAGACAAAGACAAAAAAAAAGAAAGGAAGAAAGAAAGAAAAGAAAAAAGAAAAGCCCUGAUAGUUCAAAUCACAUAGCAAUAAUUUUUUUAUAAAACAGAGGCACCUAAUACCCAUCACCUUUUUUCCCUCCUGAUGGGAAAUAAAAAGGAUUGUUAACUCUUCAAUAGGUACUGUAUGAAAAAAGAGGGAGUAAAGGAAAUUUAGAGCCAGAAGCGAGCACCCUGAAGAGUACUAUAUCCCAUGUCAAGAUUAUAGAACUAGUUUAUUAUAAAUCCCUCCUUUUCUUUGAGGGUUCUGUGUAAGUCAUAGUGGGAGGCCCAUUCUCCCAGAGAGCACUCUUUUUUUGCAAAUGACUGAAAAUCCAAUGUAGAGGCUUCAAUGGUAAAAGGAUAUUUUUGAUCCUCAUCACUGAAAAUCUAGAGUGGGUGCUGGCCUCCAGCGAGGCAACUUCUAGCCGCUCAAAUGAUGUCAUCGAGGUUUGAGAUCUCCAGAUCUUCACUCGGCCUUCAUUACUGUUGACGUCAUCCUUCACUUAUACGCAAAUCCCCACCUCUUGGUAGCUUCCUGUCCCCCUAAUAAGUGAACAAUGUGACUACAGCAGUUGUAGCCCUCAGCCCCCACUGGGCUCAGGAAGACGGGGACAUCUUUCCUAAUGUCUCCUGAUGAAGCCCUAGGAUUGGCAACCUCUCAUUGGCCCCUGUUGGAUCACGUGGCCAUGCCACAGCCAAUCAUGUGGCCCAGCGUCUAAGGCAGGCUAAUUGUAUCAGACAGUGAAGUCCCAGUUUUCAGCUGAGUGUGAAGUUAGUCUUGCCCAAGCUGCACUGCUGAGAAUAGUGGAAGCCUAUGUUGGAAUUCUCCAACAUAAAGAAGGGUGCUGAUGCUGGAGAGGCAUCAAAGACUGGCCAUUAUAUCUAGCAAGGGAAUAUGGUACAUCUGGGAAGCUUUGUGAACAAAGAACAGCCCAGUGAUUUAGGAGCCAAGAGACUGAGAAUGCAGCUUCCUUUAGUAACUGUUGGGAUCAGAACAAACCUGGCUGGAUUGUGGCUCCCAUGCUUAAUAAUGAAGUUAUCCAGCCUUUCUUAGUCUCAAAUUCCUUUUCUGUUCAGUGUGGAAAUGAUGCCAGUCCUCUUGUUACUGGAGGAGCAAAAGCGAGAAUAUUUUCAGAAAAGCCUUGACCUGUAUAAAAAAAUGUGUGGAUAUGAAUAUAGGUAUUUUUACUGCUGAAGAUCAUAGCAGGAAUAAACAAAUUCCAAAUGCACCAUGUCCAUUUAAAGUUUGACUUAUAAAGCUAACAUUUGUACAAAGGAAAAGUUUGGCUGGGCCAUUCAAAGCAAUGAUCAGGAUCGUAGGGUUGAUUUUGAUAAAAGUACUAAUUGUUAACAUCUACCAAGGGCUUACUAUAGUCCAGGCUCUUCUAAGCAUUUUUCAUGUAUUAUUUCAUUUACUCUUCAAACAACCUUAGGCAUUAAGCACCAUUAUUCUCUCUGUUUUACAGAUGAAGAAAUUAAGCCACAAGUUAAGCAAUUUCACAGCAUUCCCUAGCUAAGAAUGGUAGACCUGGGGUUCAAAUCCAGACAGCCUGUCUCUCGAACCUGAACUCUGAAACAUUGUAUUAUCCAAGGUGCUGGCGAACGCCACGGUUCUGAAAAAGCCUGAGGGCCGGAAGGCAGGCCUGGGAGAAGCCCUUUCUGUGGGCAGUCGGAACCUUCAGGACCAGAGGAGAAGCCAGCCCCUCACCUGGACUUAUGACCCGUGGCUUUGCCCCCAGCCUGCCCGUCGAGUUCCCCAAGAUGGGCUCCUUCCGCAGGCCCAGACCACGCUUCAUGAGCUCCCCAGCGCUCAGCGACCUGCCCCGCUUCCAGGCAGCCCGCCAGGCUCUGCAGCUGAGCUCCAACUCAGCUUGGAACAGCGUCCAGACAGCUGUGAUCAACGUCUUCAAAGGGGGCGGCUUGCAGAGCAACGAGCUUUACGCACUGAACGAAAACAUCAGGCGGCUGCUGAAGAGUGAACUUGGAUCAUUCAUUACAGACUAUUUCCAGAACCAGCUUCUAGCAAAAGGACUGCUGUUUGUGGAGGAGAAGAUUAAGCUGUGCGAAGGUGCAAAUCGCAUUGAGGUUCUGGCUGAAGUCUGGGACCACUUCUUCACUGAGACCCUCCCCACCCUGCAGGCCAUAUUCUACCCAGUUCAGGGCCAGGAGCUGACCAUCCGCCAGAUCUCCCUGCUGGGCUUCCGUGACCUGGUCCUGCUGAAGGUGAAGCUGGACGACUUGCUGCUGCUGGCCCAGCCCCAGCCACCCUCGUCCAUCAUCCAGAUGUUGCUCAUCCUGCAGAUGAGGACACUGAAACCCAGGAAGUGCAUGUGCUUGCCUGAGGCCCCACAGCACAAGAGUGUCCACGAGCCUACAGGCCCCACGGAGGGUUACUUGCAGCUGGAGGAGCUGGUGAAGCAGGUGGUUUCACCUUUCCUCGGCAUCAGCGAAGACCGCGGCAUCUCAGGCCCUGUGUACACCUUGGCCCGGCGCCACUCCAGGGUCCGGCCCAAGGUCACACUCCUGAACUAUGCUGCACCAGUCAGCCGCCCACUGAAUGAGAUGGCCCUGACCCCUCUGACGGAGCAAGAGGGGGAGGCCUACCUAGAGAAGUGCGGCAGCAUCCGGCGGCACACAGUGGCCAAUGCCCACUCGGACAUCCAGCUGCUGGCCAUGGCCACCAUGAUGCACUCAGGCUUAGGGGAGGAGGCUGGCAGUGAGGACAAGUGCCUGCUCCUGCCGCCCAGCUUCCCCCCACCCCACCGGCAGUGCUCCAGUGAGCCCAACAUCACCGACAGCCCAGAAGAGCCGGAGCAGGUGGCAGCGGGCAGCCAGGAGGACUCGGAGCUGAACUGUGCUUCCCUCAGCUGAACGCCUGCCUCCGGAACCUCCUAGCCCAGGCCUGGCAACCAGGAUGGAGGACGGCUCCGCCCCAGGGAUCACCCGGAGGCUCUUCCUCUGGGCAGUGCUGCCCUAGGGCCUCUUCAGGUACAGGCCUAGUCUAGGUGCCGUAGGCAAACUCCCUGUCGUAAGCCUCUCUCCAUUUUCAUGAUUCUGACCAUUGCUCUGUGGCCACACAGACCCAAAUGCCUAAUGUCCACCUUCUGACUUUCAGCCUCGCCUGCCUGACUCACCUCACUUCCUGCUCUCUGGGCUUUUCCCCUCAGAUAGGGGACUCUCCCAGGCUCCCCAGUCCCAGUGCCCCUGUGUUCCCUGAGCAGGUCAUCUGAGCUACAGGAGCCACACACAAAAACAGCAAGGAGAUGUUGGCGUGUGAGGUUCCCUCUGAGGUCUUGUGAUACAGAGGCUGCUGGGCCUGUGUGGAGUGUGAGGAGACCUCAGCCCCUCCCAGGCCUGAUUCUGGGAAGGCAUCAUUCAUUUCAGUUACAGAAUUACCAAGAGUGUCCCCACUGGUGGGUGAGGGUCUGCCCUCCUCUAUAUCCAGACCCUACAUGCUGCCUUGGGCUUUAGCCCAGGAGGUCAUAGGGCCAGAGGAUCCCCGUCUUUGAUGAAGCCUCAGCAUUCCCCUCUCAAGCUUCUUCCUGACUCAAGGAACUCACCUCCCCGGUGGAGUAGCUAUGCCUGCCUCCCGCUCUGACUUCAGAAAUGGAUUCUUCUCCUCUUGUGGUGGAGGGGCCAGCUGAUCCCCACCAACUAGUCUGUUCCUGGAUUUGACUUGAAUUUUUUAAAAGUGCAUCGUUUCAAAAAUAAAUUGCUUGCAAACAUUUGCACAUA
Sus scrofa (pig) is the source of this 3770-nucleotide messenger RNA. The record is from RefSeq and is a predicted model, not a curated record. NCBI's taxonomy places the organism in Eukaryota, Metazoa, Chordata, Mammalia, Artiodactyla, Suidae.